Molecule: messenger RNA, 860 nt
Organism: Lucilia sericata (common green bottle fly)
Lineage: Eukaryota; Metazoa; Arthropoda; Insecta; Diptera; Calliphoridae
Product: glutathione S-transferase 1-1
Exons: 2
Coding region: 145-771 (208 amino acids)
Biological process (GO): glutathione metabolic process
Molecular function (GO): glutathione transferase activity
Source: RefSeq, a predicted model, not a curated record
AAGAUCGGUAAUUAUAAAUUUUGUAAAGAGGGUUAAUGGAGAAGAGAGCUUCUACAAUUAAUAGUUUAAAUAGUUCUAAAAUUGCACAGUUAGUAGCAGUCGUGUUUGAAAUUUUGUAACGUUUACAACUAAGUGUAAGUUAAAAUGGAUUUCUACUAUUUACCCGGUUCAGCUCCCUGCCGCUCAAUCAUGAUGGCAGCCAAAGCUUUGGGCAUUAAACUUAACAAGAAAUUAUUGAACUUACAAGCCGGCGAUCAUCUAAAACCGGAAUUUUUAAAAAUCAAUCCCCAACAUACCAUACCCACUUUGGUCGAUGGCGAUUUUGUCUUGUGGGAAUCUCGUGCCAUUUUAGUGUACUUAGCUGAGAUGUACGAUAAAAGUGAAACUUUAUAUCCCACGUGUCCUAAGAAGCGCGCUGUAGUAAAUCAACGUUUAUACUUUGAUAUGGGAACUCUGUAUCAAAGCUUUUCCGAAUACUACUAUCCACAAAUCUUUGCUAAAGCUCCCGCAGAUCCUGAGAAAUUUAAGAAAAUGGAAAUGGCUAUGGAUUUUCUAAAUACUUUCCUUAAAAAUCAAAAAUAUGUUGCUGGUGAUACAUUGACUGUUGCCGAUUUGGCUUUAUUGGCCACUGUCAGCACUUAUGAAGUGGCAGGUUUUGAUUUUAGUAAAUAUACGAAUGUUGCCAAAUGGUAUGCUAAUGCUAAGGGUGUAGCUCCGGGUUUCGAUGAAAACUGGGCAGGUUGUUUGGAAUUUAAGAAGUAUUUUAAUUGAUUUAUGACGAUUUUUAAUUGCUAUUCAAUAAAUUCAUUUAUAAUUUUUAAGAGAAUUUAAUAUAGAUUUAUAUAGAGCUUUUAUUUAAA